Messenger RNA from Suillus subalutaceus, 515 nucleotides. RefSeq lists its product as uncharacterized. Lineage: Eukaryota; Fungi; Basidiomycota; Agaricomycetes; Boletales; Suillaceae. The transcript has a single exon. The record is from RefSeq and is a predicted model, not a curated record. Bases 1 to 462 code for a protein of 153 amino acids.
AUGCACUACAAUAUUCGCAAGCCCGCGCAGGAAGGGAUCGCGCCAGCUACAUGGCAACAAAUCAACGGCGCUCCAGCAUUAGAGGUGCCCACGUACAAGAUUCUCAUCAUUUCGAAGGCAUUCCCUUGGUCAUUCAUCGUCCUUGCGCCUGCUGGGUCUGUAGUCACAUGCGGUGCGAUCUUUGAGGAAUUGCAUAAACAGCUACAAAGGUACAUCGAAGACGCGGAGUGGGCAAUUGUGGCUGUUGAUAAGACACGGAAGGAAGUAAUCGAGAAAGCUGCAAAGUGGAGGCAAGAGAAGGACAAGGACAACCGACUGAAGAGAAUUGAUUGGCUGGGGGAUACGCCAAUGUUUGAGGGGCUGGACAAGGACAAGGAAUUUGAGAGAAAGAGAUAUCUACCUGGAAGUGCGAGUGUCAGUGCGGAGACAUGGGUAGCGAGAUUUGGGAAACGACGAUGGUAAAAUAUGUCAUGUAUCUAUAUUAUUAUCCAGGAGUUUCAUGAUACUUUUUCUUG